AUGAUUACCCAUUGGACGCUGAUGGUGUUGGUGUCGUUGGCGAUUUCCGGCCCGUACAAGGCACUAGCCCGACCGAUGGAACCGGAAGCGCCGGCGGAACUGUACAGCAAGCUGGCCGAGGAGUUCCAGCGGUUCCACAACCAGGAGAUCCGCUUCCUGCAGUAUUUGUCGGUGCAGGCGGAACGCCAGCAGCGCGAGGAAAACUAUCUUCAGCAGCAGCGCGAACAGCAGCAGCAACUGCUCGAUUCUCGCAACUCCCUGCUGGAGGACGGUUCGAUACUGGACGAGUUACGGCCGGAGUUUGGCGUGGACAACCCGAUGGCGGCGGUGGACGAUAGCAUCGUGUCCAACAAUGGACGUGCUCUGAACGGCUUCGGUCAUGACGUAGUGGCUCAAACGGAACCGGCGCAGAAGGAAGCCCCGCACCAGAAGAGCAAAAACGAAAAGAGAAAUCACCACUACAUGUCCUUGUGCCAUUUCAAAUUGUGCAACAUGGGACGCAAGCGUAACCAACGAUUUCCGCAAUUCUGGAACUAA
Anopheles coustani is the source of this 537-nucleotide messenger RNA. RefSeq lists its product as uncharacterized. The transcript has 3 exons. Lineage: Eukaryota; Metazoa; Arthropoda; Insecta; Diptera; Culicidae. Bases 1 to 537 code for a protein of 178 amino acids. The record is from RefSeq and is a predicted model, not a curated record.